ACGGCCCACUCGGUUGCACGUUCUCACAAGGAGUGUCAUGUUUAACAGGCAUCUGGACUGACAGCCAUCCAGGCUGCUCUCCUCACUCCCCACCUCUGUGUUUCUGAAGCUCAGAGUUGACGGGAGGUAAUCCCCUCCAUGUGAGUGGGCGGUGCGGGUACCGGAGGCGUGUUUUUUUUUUUUCUUCUAUUAUUCAAAUACUGCUGUACCUAUAAAAAGAGGUCCUGCCUGCGUCAGAUUGUUUUCUCCAAUGGCUAAAGGUGACUGAAUAUUAGUUGCCUCGGUGUCGUCCUAUCGGCAAGGGAAGAGAUGAUGGACGACUCCGGCGGUGUCCAAAUGGCGAGGGCGCUGAAACACGCAGCCCUGUGCCUGAUGCUGCUGCCCCGGUUCCUGCUGGCCGCCGUCAUGCUGUGGCUCCUGGAUUUCCUGUGCAUCAGGAGAAAAGUGCUGCUGAAAAUGGGCGAGCGUCCGGACAGCCCGGACGACCCGCCGGUGUGCGUCUCCGACUCCAACAAGAUGUUCACCUGGGAAUCCCUCAGGGCCGUGUGGCACGGCCAGAAGCUGGACUUUCUCAAAUCGGCGCACCUCGGGGAGGCUGCCCCCAACACCGAGGUGGUGCUGGUCCAGGAGCGGCGGCAGAUCCGGAUCCUGGACUGCACGAAAGGGAAGAGACCGCUCGUCCUCAACUUUGGCAGCUGCUCCUGACCGCCGUUCAUGACGCGCCUGGCGGCGUUCCAGCGCGUCGUCAGGCAGUACGCGGACAUCGCGGACUUCUUAGUUGUGUACAUCGAGGAGGCGCACCCGUCGGACGGCUGGGUGAGCUCCGACGCGCCUUACCAGAUCCCCAAGCACCGCUGCCUGGAGGACCGGCUGAGAGCCGCGCAGCUGAUGUUCACCGAGGUGCCAGAGAGCAACGUGGUGGUGGACAACAUGGACAACUCGUCCAACGCCGCUUACGGAGCCUACUUUGAGCGACUUUACAUCGUGAUGGAUGAGCGGGUGGUGUACCAGGGUGGGAGGGGCCCGGAGGGCUACCGGAUCUCGGAACUGAAGAACUGGCUGGAGCAAUACAGAAAAGAGGUGAUGGACCCCCAGACGGCGGUGCUGUGUGUGUAGCCGAACCUGCCCUGCUGCUCUGCCCUCCGCUUUAGUGUCCAAACCCACAGUGCAAAAUAUCCAGAUGCUGCUAUCAAACGUUCACACAUGGCACAUUAUAUAUGAAUAUUAUAAAUAUAUAUAUAUAUAUGUUGUUUCUCUUGCAUUAAGAUGUUCAGGACUGACAGAUAGAGGUUCAGUUAAAGUUGACACCUUUAGCCUAUAGACUGUAGGCUUUUAAACUGUGUUGUCAUGACUUUAAAUUGAUUCCUCAUAGCGAUUUAUUUUUUUGUUUGUUUUUGUUUUGUUGUGUUUUUUUUUUGUAUGGAAAAAGUAUUUGAAUCAAUUGAAGCUGGGUUCAGUUGGUGACCACUAUUUUUCUAUUGUGCGUAGGUGUGUGUGAGGGUGUGUGCGUGUGUGUGUGUGUGCGGGUGUGUGUGUGGGUGAAGGAGCGUGCAUUCAGCUUAAUAUCUCACUCUGGCGUCUGUGUGAAGUUCGGUUUUUAAAAGGCGCAUCCAGAAAACCGACACUGAUGUUUCUGACACUGGAAGCAGAGCAAUAUUAGCUGGAUGCUCGCUCCCUCCGUGGUUCACUGCCAAACGAUGUGAUGUUGAAAACGAUGUAACUGAAAAAUAUGUUGUUUUUACAAAAAAAAUAAAAUAAAAUAAAACUCAGAUCAGAUGAAAGGUGGGGAGAGACCUUAAAGUUAUUUAUUUUGUUUUUUCUUUGUGUUGCAUUAAAUGAGCGUAUUGUUCUUUCGCUGGACCACUGAAAACCUAGGAAGGUUUUAAUCCAAACUAGGGUUAUCAAACGUGUGGUCCGUGUGCCUUUUGUGGUCUUAUGGGUGAUUUUUGUGUGGCCCACAUACACACACAAUUGAAGUACGGCGGAAUUUAGUUUUAUUUUAUUAAUCUUAUUUUUCAUUAAUGCCUGUCUUUUUUUUCUUUUCUUUUUUUUUGAAAAUAUGUAGAAAGAAACAAAUCUUCCUAAAUGAAAAACGUUAAGUACAACAAAAAGUGUUAAAUUUUUUUAAUGGAUUUCCCCCCACCCUUCUUCUAAUAUAAUGGCAAAUAGGGCCUCAAUUAUCGAGGCAUUUUUUUUUAUUCAGAUACAGACUUGGGUGCAUUUAUUCAAUAAGUCGUACAAACUA
Molecule: messenger RNA, 2245 nt
Organism: Xiphophorus hellerii (green swordtail)
Lineage: Eukaryota; Metazoa; Chordata; Actinopteri; Cyprinodontiformes; Poeciliidae
Product: thyroxine 5-deiodinase-like
Exons: 1
Biological process (GO): thyroid hormone metabolic process
Molecular function (GO): thyroxine 5'-deiodinase activity
Source: RefSeq, a predicted model, not a curated record